Cladophialophora psammophila CBS 110553 is the source of this 303-nucleotide messenger RNA. RefSeq lists its product as uncharacterized. Bases 1 to 303 code for a protein of 100 amino acids. NCBI's taxonomy places the organism in Eukaryota, Fungi, Ascomycota, Eurotiomycetes, Chaetothyriales, Herpotrichiellaceae. The transcript has a single exon. The record is from RefSeq and is a predicted model, not a curated record.
AUGGCUUUUCCAAAUGCCUUGUACGGGCUAGCAUAUCCGGACCUUGGGUCGCACACCUCUUUGAGCAAUUCGAUCUAUCUGGGCAUGAACGCAAAUUCCGGGUUUUUGAAUGCUUCGAGGAACGAUCAGGAGUAUUCUAGUGCCGCCAACUUUCCCCUGGCAUACGGUUACAACACUUUAAUCCUUAGCGAGAACUCGGCGGCGCUGCUCGACUUACCACUGCUGCCUCCAUUACUGAGAUUCAAAGGAGACUGGCCCGGAAUGAGACAUGGCAAGUAUCCGCCGAUGUCGACGCCAUUGUAG